AGCCGCUGGCGGGCAUAGCUUGGCGGUGCCGCGAGGGGCGGGGCGGUGAGUGUUUACAUCCGGCCCGGCACAGACAACUCCCGAGAUCGCUCGGCCGGGGGUCCAGCCUCUUUCGCCAUGGACACCAGCGACCUGUUUGCCAGCUGCAGGAAGGGGGACGUGGGCCGUGUGCGAUCAGAAGCAAUUCUGACCCAGGCUUUGAACUUCCUGCCCAGGUACCUACUGGAGCAGCGAGACGUGGAGGUGAACGUGCGGGAUAAGUGGGACAGCACCCCUUUGUACUAUGCCUGCCUCUGUGGGCAUGAGGAGUUGGUGCGCUACCUGUUGGCUAAUGGAGCCCGCUGUGAGGCCAACACCUUUGAUGGAGAACGGUGUCUCUACGGAGCGCUGAGCGACCCCAUUCGCCGUGCACUGAGAGACUACAAGCAGGUCACUGCAUCCUGCAGGAGGCGAGAUUACUAUGACGAUUUCCUGCAGCGUCUUCUGGAACAGGGCAUCCACAGCGAUGUGGUCUUUGUGGUACACGGAAAGCCGUUCCGGGCCCAUCGCUGUAUCCUCGGUGUUCGAAGUACCUACUUUGCCAACAUGCUGGACACCAAGUGGAAGGGCAAGAGCGUCGUGGUUCUCCGGCACCCACUGAUCAACCCGGUGGCCUUUGGGGCUCUACUGCAGUAUCUGUAUACAGGCCGCUUGGACAUCGGUGUGGAACACGUAAGCGACUGUGAGCGCCUGGCCAAGCAGUGCCAGCUGUGGGACCUGCUCGACGACCUGGAGGCUAAGUGUGAGAAGGUGUCUGAAUUUGGUGUGUACAGGGUCUCAGUCCAAGGUCUUAGGUUACAGCCUGCAGCUCUGCUCCAGCUCUCUGAGUCCCUACUGUCCUCUCCCCCAGUGGCUUCCAAGCCUGGCACAUGUGUGAAGGUGCUGACUAUUGAGCCGCCUCCAGCAGAUCCCCGGUUACGGGCAGACAUGGCACUGCUGGCUGACUGUGCCCUGCCACCGGAGCUGCAGGGUGACCUUGGAGAGCUGCCCUUCCCAUGUCCCGAUGGCUUCAGCAGCUGCCCUGAUAUCUGCUUCCGAGUGGCGGACUCCAGCUUCCUCUGCCACAAGGCUUUCUUCUGUGGCCGGAGUGACUACUUCCGGGCCCUUCUGGAUGACCACUUUCAAGAGAGCGAGGAGCCCGAAGCCUCUGGAGACCCCCCAGUUGUCACCCUGCAUGACAUCUCCCCGGACAUCUUCACUCACGUGCUGUACUACGUAUAUAGUGACCAUACAGAGCUGCCUCCUGAGGUGGCCUAUGAUGUGCUGAGUGUGGCUGACAUGUACCUUCUACCUGGCCUGAAGCGGCUGUGUGGCCGCAGCCUGGCCCAGCUGCUGGAGGAGGACAGUGUGGUGGGUGUUUGGCGCAUAGCCAAGCUGUUCCGUCUGGCCCGGCUGGAGGACCAGUGUACCGAGUAUAUGGCCAAGGUCAUAGAGAAGCUGGUAGAGCGAGAGGACUUCGUGGAGGCAGUGCGGGAAGAGGCAGCAGCUGUAGCAGCCCGGCAGGAGACAGACUCCAUUCCACUUGUUGAUGACAUCCGCUUCCAUGUGGCCAGCACAGUCCAGACCUACAGUGCCAUUGAAGAGGCACAGCAGCGACUGCGGGCACUCGAGGACCUGCUUGUGUCCAUUGGCUUGGACUGCUGAGCCCUUCCAUCUGACAGCCUUGUGGCCCAGGGCUGCCACAGUGGCAGGCAUGCGCAGUGUGUGCAUGCAGCAACUGUUGCUCUUGCACGCUUGAUGGCAGUACAGUGGGCAGAGGGGACUCACUGGGUUCCUAGGGAACAGGAUGUUCUUGGGAUGAGCCUCCUCCUCCUCCAGUGCACAAGGUAGCCCCAAGAUUUGGGGCAGGCAACACUCAGGGAAAACUGGGGUAUGGUAGGCUUUGAACCCCAUCUCCCCCAACACCCUACCUGCUCCCUCCUGGCUCUCAGCCAGCCCUGGCUUGCUUCGGCUAUUUCCACGUACAGGGCUGGACAGGAAGCAGGGAGUGUGUGGCAAUAAAGCUUGAAUUCACUCUGG
Messenger RNA from Grammomys surdaster, 2058 nucleotides. It is a transcript of the gene Abtb1, whose product is annotated as ankyrin repeat and BTB domain containing 1. Gene Ontology annotation, cellular component: cytoplasm; ubiquitin ligase complex. The record is from RefSeq and is a predicted model, not a curated record. Gene Ontology annotation, molecular function: protein binding. The transcript is spliced from 11 exons. NCBI's taxonomy places the organism in Eukaryota, Metazoa, Chordata, Mammalia, Rodentia, Muridae. The coding region runs from base 118 to 1683 and encodes 521 amino acids.